This is a messenger RNA of Paecilomyces variotii, 471 nucleotides long. RefSeq lists its product as hypothetical. The record is from RefSeq and is a predicted model, not a curated record. Bases 1 to 471 code for a protein of 156 amino acids. Gene Ontology annotation, molecular function: ribonuclease MRP activity. NCBI's taxonomy places the organism in Eukaryota, Fungi, Ascomycota, Eurotiomycetes, Eurotiales, Thermoascaceae. Gene Ontology annotation, cellular component: nucleolar ribonuclease P complex; ribonuclease MRP complex. The transcript has 2 exons. Gene Ontology annotation, biological process: nuclear-transcribed mRNA catabolic process, RNase MRP-dependent; tRNA processing; intronic box C/D snoRNA processing.
AUGGCUUCGAAGCGCAAAGCAUCAGACACUCCAGCCCCGCCGGCAUCAUCUGCGCAGCAGAAAGAUAGCAAAGUGAUCCAUUUCACGGCUCGGAAUCCGCCAUGGAGUUAUCUGAAACUGCAGUUAAUCCCACAACCUGGUUACUCCUCUGCGAACACGCUCCUCGAUGAGCUCACUACGCGAACAUAUCUCUCUUCCGCUCUCUCCCAGUUCCUAGGUGUCACAGGCACAGCGAUCUCCAUCGACCUCCUCAAGGUCGAAAAUGACGGCACGAAUAAAUACGCGUGGAUCCGGGUUCCGCGCGACGACGCGUCGGCGGUCGUAUCAGCGGUGUCUUCAUGGAUUGGUGGGAGCAAAUCGAGUGGGAGCUCGGGCGCAAAUGCGGGCAAUGUUGCAUGGAGGGUUUGUGCAAAAGGGAAUUUCCUCGGUGCGCUCGUGAAUGGAUCAGGAACGGAUCUUUUUGCUCCAUGA